UAUCUCGUACAAGCAGAAGCCUCCUGCCUUGAAAAUUUUCCAAAACAACUUCUCUGCCAAAAUAUUUUGUUUUGCUCUUAGAAUCAAGAUGGGUGUCUUUCCAAAGAUAUGGAUAAAUAUUUUACUUCUGGUUUUUGUUUCAUUUCUGUCGUGGGUUUAUACCGAGGAAUGCUUUAAAUUCCUAAAGAAACAGGAGAAUUAUGUUCUAUUUAAUGUAACAGACGCCAAUCUCUCAGAAAGUGCCGAGUUCAGUUUGACGUUUCGGACAAGCAAACCAGACGGAAUGAUAUUCUACAUAGAAGGCAUGUAUUCUAAAGAAGCCCCGUAUGAUUUUGAGAGUGUGUACCUCCGGGACGGAAAGCUGAAUUAUUUAGUGUUUAAUCCGGACUCUACGGGAAUCGGACGUUCGUAUGGAAGUCACGUGAUGACUGACUUUGACGUAAACACAAACGAGGAUAUUCAGGUCAAUUUCUUCCGGAGAAAGGAAUCGCCUGCAACUAGCCAUGAUCUAGGCAUGCUUGCUCAUCUCGCGAGAGAAAACGAGACAGCAAUUAGGACAGUCUUCCGGUCUGGAUUUGUUGUUAACGGAAAAGAAUUCACCACACUUUCUGGGACCUUUCCUCUUGACCUGAAAGAUAAUCAGGACGAACAAUACAUCUGGAUUGGAGGAGCGUUUCCAAGUCGGAAAAUGGAACACUUUGAUGGGAUAAUUAGAGAUAUUGUCAAUAUCGAAUUGAACCAGGUGUUGGACUCUCCUGACGGGCGGAGUCUCUACCUGUCGUGUGAAGAAGCAGAUUCUAACGAAACAGAGUGACAAACGGUUUCCUGUUUCAGCUGAGAGACAGUAUAUCUUUUGGACCUUACGAAUGAUUUAAAAUAAAUUUAUGGAGUUGUUUCUCAAUGGACAGUGUUGAAAAUGAUGUUUUGUAUUUGUGACAUAUUUAUAGCAAGGUUUUUGAAGAAUUUCUUUUUUAAAUUAAAAAAAGAAAGAAACUGUAGUACAUAUUUUCUUAAUUUAUUUGUAGUUUAUGUAAGAUGUAACUUGGGCUAUUUUCUUUUAAUUGGAUAAGCAUGUUGUUAUGUGCAUCUAUUUUGAUAAGAGUUCAAUAAAGAAUAUAUAUUUACAUCAACUGAA
This is a messenger RNA of Saccostrea echinata, 1135 nucleotides long. RefSeq lists its product as uncharacterized. The transcript is spliced from 5 exons. The record is from RefSeq and is a predicted model, not a curated record. Lineage: Eukaryota; Metazoa; Mollusca; Bivalvia; Ostreida; Ostreidae. The coding region runs from base 89 to 814 and encodes 241 amino acids.